UACACUGACCUGGAUAUCUGUAAAUGAGAAGCACUCUACCGGUCAUGGAUUUUAGGACGACAAUGCAUCGUUUUUGUGUUCAUCUUCAACGGAUAGGCCUUCGCCUUGAAGGUUGUACGGCAAGUGUCAUGUCCCUCUGGUCUGCCGAAUUGUGACGCGAGGAAGGGCUUGCUUAGCAGCCUAAUGGCCAGUAUCGAUGACUUGGCAAUCACAACCAAGACUGAAUAGCCUCUUUAUGCAAUUUCGACAAUUCAUUGUCUUCAUUCGCCCCGCCUGCUUCUCUAUUUGUUGACUGGAACUGGGUAUCACUCGAGAGUGUGUCGUAGUAUCACCAUUACUGAGAGACAACAGUAUUUACUUCUCUGAAGCGAGGAAGUGGAUCUGCGUCAGGCUAGCUGAACUUGAUAAAGAUAAGCCCGGAGGUUGGGUGACCUUGCUUUCAUAAUAAAGGUGCCAAAAGAUUAACGAUGCUUGAGAUUGUUCAGAGACUAAACACUUCAACAAAACGAGAGCCAUAUUUUCAAUAGCAACAGAGAUCUCCGCCUUUUAUUUUUAUCGUGGUUCACUGCAGCAUCGAUACGUCUCCAUUCGUUUUAUUUUGGAAGUUGCGAACGGAAAUAGUGCUUGCCUCCGUUGUAAUUGACACUGGUAGGAAGUGGGAUGUGGCCAGGGUGUAUUUAUGCUUCUGUUUAAGAUAUGAAAAUCAUUGAAUUAGUGCUGGCCCGGGAGCCCUGUUUCACAACCGGACACAGCGGUGGUAACGACAGUGUUGCUGUCCGUCAAUGUGGAUGUUGUCUGUGGUCGAAAACGGCGAACACGACCGAAGCUGCUGUGCUGGUUUCGUCUGGACUGAACCAUUUCCAUGAGGGCUUCUCAACAUCACGCCCUAACAAAUGGUGUGCUGGGCUGUAUUAUAUGCUUACAUAAUAACAGUAUGUGAAUCGAUACAGUCACACCGUUUACUUUUUUAUUUUUAUUUUUUUCUUGGACAAAGGCUGCGCUUUUCCCCUUUUUAAAAAAAGAAUAUAUAUUUUUUGCAAAUGUCAACAACUCAACGUCAAAUAAUGAUGGAGUCCUCUCUAGCUCUCGGAAGACUGGAACUGACCCCCAGUUCAGGCGCUGUUGGUGUCACCCUGACCCCACGUCUCUCCGGCGGGCACACCGCGAAAGAAAAGUGCGGUCAGCGGCCACUUGGGCCACAAGGCCAGGCUCACCUGAACGGCUGCGUCCCGCUGUCACAUCAGGUUGCAGGUCACAAGUAUGGAGUGGAUACAGUGGGGAUUUUGCAGCAUCCAGAUGGAACAGUCCUGAAGCAGCUUCAGCCUCCACCCAGAGGUCCACGAGAGAUGCAGUUUUACAGCAUGGUGUAUGCAGAGGACUGCUGUGAUCCAUGCCUUUUGGAGCUCCAGAACCAUCUUCCCAAGUACUACGGCACAUGGUCCUCUCCUGACAGCCCCAAUGACCUGUACCUGAAGCUGGAGGACGUGACUCGACGCUUUGUCAAGCCGUGCAUCAUGGAUGUGAAGCUGGGCCAGCGGAGCUACGAUCCGUUUGCCUCGCAGGAGAAACGGGAACAACAGAUCAGAAAAUACCCGCUGAUGGAGGAGAUAGGCUUCCUGGUCCUCGGCAUGAGGGUGUAUAAGAUGUGCAGCGACACGUUUGACUCCUACGAUCAGCACUACGGGAGGGGACUGCUUAAGGACACCAUUAAAGAUGGCCUGGCUAAAUUCUUCCAUAAUGGUGUUAGUCUGAGGAAAGAUGCAGUGUCGGCCAGCAUCCGCAGAGUACAGUGUAUCCUCCGCUGGUUUGAGUCACAGCGCCAGCUGGCCUUCUACGCCAGCUCCCUUCUCUUUGUCUACGAGGGCCUCCCCUCCUCUUCCUCCUCAUCUCCCCUUUCGUCCCUUCUCAGCACGCCGUCGAUCAGCCCAACUGCUGUGAAAACUGCCAUGUUGUCAUCGGCAAGUAACAGCGGUCAGGGCGGGGAGGGGAAAACAAGACAGGAAGGUGCGAGUCAGGAAGAUGAAGUGGCUGAGUACAACAACAACAACAUUCAGGUGCCAGUGUCCUGGGACUACAGCCUGGAUACCAUUUACACCAACCACAGGAAAGGUGGCCACCAGCACUGUGCCAUGGGUCAUUUCCGAGGCAACAGUGGAGACAGUGAUGCUGUGGACACGACAGUCGGCUCAGUUUCUGCACCUUGUGAAGAAGACAACUCUGUAUGGAAACGAACAGGUGAGUCGCAACAAGCACCAAACACAAACGGAAACAAAUCACAACUGGAAGGGAAGGAUGAGGAUGGAGAGAGGGAGGACAGAGGCAGGAGGAGGAGAGAGGAGGAGGAGGAGGAGGAGGAGGAGCUGAAAGGACGAGGAGGUGAUGCAACAGAGGGGGCAGGAGGAGACACUGAGGUGGAGGUCAGGAUGAUCGACUUUGCCCACGUUUUCCCAAGUGAAAGCCACGAUCACGGCUACAGCUAUGGCCUCAAACACCUGCUGACGGUGCUGGAGCAGAUCCUCUAUGACACCGCCUAGAGCUCUCCCUCCUCCCUAAAUUCUCUUUACCUCCUGACCAGCUCAGUGAACCAGUCUCCCUUCUGUCAACCCUCCUGACUUCUCAAAAAAAGACAGAAACCUGCAGAGGGAAGAAUCGAAUAUGAAAAUAAGAACCAUCAUCGUCACCAUCUCACGUGUUUGGGAUGUUUGUCGGUUAUGUGUGUGUCUGUUUGUGUGUGUUUGUGAGCAAGGUGGAUAGCAGAGGCUGACAGUUGUGUUUUCCCUGUGAUCAGCAGCACUACAUGCACUAAUCAAUACAUGAAGGCAUUGCGACCCUGAACUUAAACACAACAUCUUUAGCUGCAUGACUUACUGAUGCUCACACUAGCUCCAGAACGUCACAUGACUUCCCCUUUAGUCCAUUUGAAAAGCAUCCCUCAAAACAGGCUCACGGGCCUGUGGAUUGAUUCAGAGAGAAUCAGCAGGAGAGUUGUGUGUGAGCUUUAUUUACGAUGAGGUGAUGAUGCAGUCUUCCUAGAAAAAGACCUAUACUGCAGUAACUGUUAGACAGAGUUAGCGCAAUUAACUUUACGCAAGAUGUAUUUUAUCCGCAUCCACAGUGGUUCAUUGGAUUUGGUUCAUUUAGGUUUACAGAACACCGUCAAACUCCUUUUCACGGGUCUCCAUUUGAAACGUAACAUUAGUUGAGAAUGGCCUCUUGAAUUGUGUGAGCAUGGAGUAAGACAAGGAGUCUGGAGAAUGUUGAGGUUUAUGUUGGGUCGUCAUUUUGUGUUUUUGUUUAAACACUGUCUACAGGUAUCUAACUCAGGUAAAUUUACUGUAAGAAGAAAUACUUAAUAAUACUACUAUUAUCCUCUCAGCAAGAUGAUCCUCAUGCUGUGUGGUUGUUCAGUUCUAAUGAUUGUUUUAUAUCGUCUUACUCCAUGUUUUAUCUCAUGAUUGUCCUUAUCUCAUUGAGUCAUGUUUUUGCCUUGCAUAACCUUACAAUGACCUUCCAAGUUUUAUUAUCUUUUACAUGGCUGUUUUAAUUGUUGUACAUGUUCAGCUGCCAAAUGACCUCCCCCCCUGAGAGAGAGAGCCCCCCCCCCCCCCCCCCCUGAGAGAGAGCCCCCCCUGAGAGAGAGCCCCCCCCCCCUCCUGAGAGAGAGCCUGUGCUCUGUGCUGUGUUUAUUCCAGUUAGUUGGUGUCCCCCUUCUUCGUGCCCUAGUUUUAGGGACGGCAUUAUAUUGUUAUUGUCAUACCUUGUACUCCCAUUUUUUAAGAACCUUACUUCUAUCAGAAGAUAACAUUGCUCAAGCGUUAACCAUGAGCUAUUCUAUGAUUUGAGUUAUUGAUGACAAGUUAUUAUAAUACAAUUAAAUGAGUUAUAACUGGGCAACAACAGGAAACUAUUUCUCUCAUGAUAUUACCUACUAGUAUGAUAGAACUUCCCUAAGGAUUUUAAGAUUGUAUUAAAGCAGCUGGUGACAAAUAUCUUUUUACUACAAGUCUAGUGACAAACUGAGUGACAGGAUGCUAAAGAGAGAGACAGCGACUGAAUGCUUUCAUGUGGUUUUGUUUGUUUUCUUUGGUUGCUACUAAAACGGAAGACAUCGUCUCCUUUUUACACUAAUCUCAGUUUGAGACAAAAGUUUAACUCAUUUUAAAUUACAUUUUGUUAUUAAAUCCUAUUUGGUAGGGUUGACUACAAUGUUUUUGAGGCUAAUGCACAGACUGAUGCUGUCAAUAUUCUGUAUACAUGAUGGGUCUAAGACUUUCCUGCCAGGUAUGUCAAAGGUUUAGCAAACUUUAUUAAGAUCAGAACUUUCCAUUGAAACCAAUUUAUAUUCUUGUUUUCUUGCAAUUAUGACUCUUUAUCUCCUGGCUUAGUUUUACAAAAACAUUUCAUUUUUAUUAUUUUACUUUUCUGGAGCUUUCAGACGCAUCUCAUGACUUUCUUCAGCAGGUUGUGUUGUAUCUGCAGUUGAAGGCCACACGUUGUAGCUGAAAGCUCUGGAAAAAAACUAGUAAGUUGACCUAACCCUAACCCAAACUACUAUUUUCUAUUUUUCUAGAAAGAAUUUUAAAGAGUUUUAUCCUGAUUGUGACAGAAAUGACUCCUGGAUGAAACACACUUGGACAAAGAAUAAAAUUAAAUAUAAGGCAGGGGAAUUUAAAGAGUCCAAAUGCGUUUGGUGUGAUCUGCCACUAAAACACAAUCAAAAGUGAGACUGCAGCUUUCAUAGCAGGUGUUCCACAUGAGCGCAGGAAAGAUGUUGAGUACAUUUGGAUCUUUACCUCAGUCAGUCUGUCUCCAUCAGUCCAACCCUACUUUAAAUACGACCAGUGUUUUAAUGAUUUGAUAACCUUCAAGAGUCAACUGUGUGUUUAGGAUCAUUUGCUGUAAAUAGUUUUCCUUUAUUCGCAGUUUGUUUUUGUGCCAAUGUUUGUGUGCAGGUGUACUGCUCUCUACACUGGAGCUACUUUAAACGUGACGUUAGAUCUCUGCUCUAGUGCGCCACUUUGAUUUUAACCAAUAAUAUGCACAGGUCGCUUCAGUUUAUAUAGCUUAUAAUAUAUGAAUAUAAUGAACAAUAUUUUGUAAAUUAACUUGAUCUAAAUUGUAUUAUGAUUUUAAUCUGAACCAAAAGAGAGAGAAAAUAUUAUAUCAUAAUAGUUCGCAAACAUUGUUUUUUUUUUUUAUGAAUUUGUUUAAAGAAUCAACACGAAAGCAGUUUUUAAAGGAUGUUUACAGGAGUUAGAGAAUAGUUAAAAAAAAAAAUACAUAUGUCGUCUCAUGUCGCCUUCUGUGUAUUGAACAUUAUUAUUGAUCAUUCCGGCAGCUUUGUGAAUCUCUUCUGUGUUUCUAACUCACAACAACAUAUCAUGCAUGUAUACUGGGCAUUGUUGAUGGAAUUGGUUUAAUUGAUUUACUCAUCGUGAUGCAACGUUUGACUUUAAUUACUUUCAGUUUGUGUAAAAAUCCCAAAUCAGUUAAAAUGACUGAGGCUUUAUUUCAGUGUUGGUGGGCAGAUUUACCAUCAUUCCAUUUAAAGGAGCACAGAAGGCUUUAUAAUACUUAUAUUCCUUCUUUACAUUACAGCUGAAGCAGAACACCGUGUGUUCUAUCGCUGAAUAUGUUUUUCUUUCUAAAUGCAGACUGAUUUGAAAAAGUCUGAAUCACUGAAUUAGCAAACAGGAAGAUAACCAAAUGUUCACUAUGGAGCCUGCAGUGUGCCAUUAAAGGCUUUUACAGCGUAUGUAAUAAUUAUAAUAUCAAAUGACCAAUGAUUUGAAAAUAUUCUAAACAGAUUCAUUACCUUUUGCAUUUAAAUAAUUUCCUUUUUCUGUUAAAUGUAAAGUAAUGUAAUGUAUGUUGGAGUUUAAAAUGGAAUUGCAACAUUAACUUUUAUUCUUUAUCACAUUUCAUCGACGGUUUCCAUUGAAUGUUUUGCUACUUGAAAUGAGUCACUGAGCAGCAGGGAGACCAGUUCUGCCUCUGAGCGGCUCAUUUUAUUAGUCUGUAAAAGACAGUAAUGUAAUAAGAAUUGUAAAUAUUACAGCAAGAAGCUAGUGUAUUAUGGAAUAUGAUUGAUGAACAGAAAACAGUAACAUUUAAAAAAUUCCAUUUUAAAACCCAGUCAUUCGUACUUUAAAGACCGUAUAAGGAAAUACAAAUCUUGACAAAAAAUCCUAUUAGGUUUAUUUAAUUUAAUUUAUUAUCCAUCAUUUAAAUGCAAAUCAAUGAGUUUUUAUUUGUAAAGGAUACAUGAUUUAAUUGAUUAUAAUAAAACACUGUAAAGGUCUAUCCUUAUGUGAUGGAUAUCUACCAACGGCUGCCUAGGAGGUAGAAGAAGACAGCUAUUAUACAAAGCAUAUGCAAUUUGUGUAAAAUUGGUGCAAAGGUGCAUACAUAUUAAUAUGGUCAUGUAGACCUUUAGUGAUGUCUAGCUGCAGACAUUAACUGCCUAGAACAUUUGAAGCCAAACGAAACAGAAAUUGUGCAAAAUGUGGAUAUUGCAUGUUUGGACUGUCGGGGAAGUUUUUCUGUACAUGUCAGUGAAGAGUAACACUGCCCACCCUGUAUGCCCACCUUCGCCCGUACUGGAAACUUGUAUCACUUUCUAACAUUUAGUCCUGCAUCAUGUGUUGUCUCAGAGUGGAGCACACCGAUGGUGUCGACAACAUGCGUGAGCAGAUGUUAAACUGCUUCUGGUGCAUCACCCGUUUUUCUGACUUUCCAAAAGUGAUCAGGAUGUAAAAUGUCAGAGUGACAGUCAGAUGAGACGGUAAAUGUGUGUGAGGUCUGUCUGCUGCUCUCUGGGCUUUACUCCUUUGUUUACAUUUCAAUGUUGUGCGCUCCUCGUGGCCAAAAAGGUUAGUUAGAGGCCAGAACAUGAUUUCUAUUCUUUAAUUCCAGGUUGUUGGGUACUGUGUGAAACUUUAGUUCUGUAUUUGUAUAUUAUGCACUGCUGACUAAUGGUCAUGCCAGUUUGAGAAAUCUGUUUUACACAAUUCUUACCGAACCAGGAUCAUAAAAGGAUCAUAAAGGUGGUUUGACAUGUUUUAGACCACAAGUCAUGUACUGUACAUAUCUGCCAGCCAUUUUCAAAGCACACACAGUACACAGUACUCUGUAAAGUCUAUACCCGGUUAUAUUACAUCAACUCUUUUGGCAUGAUUCCUGUAAUCUGAUACAUUUGUCAGUAUCCGAUCAGAUCAAUUUGAAUCAUGUAGUUAUCACAUUAGAACUUGGCAUGAGUUCAGUCAUGUGUCUGAUCAUUUAGUACAUCCCAUUCAUUGACUCAUUUAGAGGAAAUGAACAGAAGUUGGACAAACUCAAAGAGAAACUGAGAUAAAAUUAAAAUGUCUUAUCUUAUUAAACAUUACUAACUGACAUCAGACACUUUUUCAUUUGUUUUAGCUUGACAUCCUAGCUUCAUUUCAGAGCAUUAUGAAUAUCAUCAUACAGAGACUUGAGACUUGCUGCAGAUAGGUGAAUAUUUUUGUCUCUUUUACUUUUCUUCGCCUACACACGAGAGCUGCAGCAAGUUUAAAGUGACUGCUGGUGAAUUGGCAAAUGUGGCAAAACAUGCAAAAGCAGCAGUGUGCUUCUUUAAUGAAGUCCAGGAAGUAAAAGGUGAAGGAGAGUAAUGGGAGACGAGUGUCUUCCAGGUCAGUAAACUAUUUGACUUCUCUUUGUUAGUGUCAGCAGUUUGUAAUGCUGCAUGUAUGUUAUAGGGGAAGAAUCAUCAUCUCAAAUAUACUCACACAAUGAAUCAAAUAACUUAUCAGAGGUUUACUAACCUAAGCUGCACUCAUCGCCUCAAGCUGAGAUGAACUGCAUUUUCAAAAUACACAUGCCGUCUUUCCCUUUUGACACAAAAGCAGCAUUAUGCUCAAAGCAUUCUCUAAGUGCACACACAAAGUGAUCUUAGGUUCUGAUUGGCUGUUAUCCUCCACUUUUCUUCUGGGUGACAACUUUUGAUCUAAUUCUGUGUCUUCAUGUGAUGCCUGAUAGAAGCGUUCAGGUGUAAAUGCAGUUGGUAUGGCUGACUGGAAUGCUGUUGAUGUAAGAGCUGAGCAGUGUGAAUGCUUGUGGCAUGGUGGUGUUGGGCUGCCAUCAUUAAAACAUUAAAAACCUGUUUAAAGGAUUGAAAGUGUGCUUAUCUACCAGUGUUGGAUUUCUGUCGAUCAUCUGCUGACAGAAAGAUGUGAACUGAAGUCCAACACAUGGAGUUUAGUGAGGAACUGAACCUGGUCUUUCCCUGUAAUUGAAAUUGAGCUCUUAAACUCCUCAUUGUGGAUUUUGAAGAGUGUUUGAAUUUUGAUAUACUGGAUUUAAAAUGUCUUACAAAUGAGCCUGAAGCAGAACAGGAAAUCUCAUCAGUGUACAUAAGGAGAGGAACUGUACACGAGAGUCCCUCGACAACUACAAACCUAAUACUCGUUAUUUUUUCAACAAUAAAAAUAUAAUCAAACUGUUU
Messenger RNA from Cottoperca gobio, 8482 nucleotides. It is a transcript of the gene ipmkb, whose product is annotated as inositol polyphosphate multikinase b. Gene Ontology annotation, cellular component: cytoplasm; nucleus. Gene Ontology annotation, molecular function: inositol tetrakisphosphate kinase activity; inositol-1,4,5-trisphosphate 3-kinase activity. NCBI's taxonomy places the organism in Eukaryota, Metazoa, Chordata, Actinopteri, Perciformes, Bovichtidae. The transcript is spliced from 6 exons. Gene Ontology annotation, biological process: inositol phosphate biosynthetic process. The coding region runs from base 1041 to 2534 and encodes 497 amino acids. The record is from RefSeq and is a predicted model, not a curated record.